Molecule: messenger RNA, 3180 nt
Organism: Oncorhynchus tshawytscha (Chinook salmon)
Lineage: Eukaryota; Metazoa; Chordata; Actinopteri; Salmoniformes; Salmonidae
Exons: 11
Coding region: 281-2965 (894 amino acids)
Source: RefSeq, a predicted model, not a curated record
UGUCUACUCCUUUUUGCAUACCCCUGUUUGGAAACAGAAUAUGAAUAACAUAUUCAAAUCAAUGGGUAUCAGUUUAAGAUGUAUAUAGGGCCAAGCAACGGAGAUAGACACAGAAGGAGAGAGAGAUCUGGAGAGAGCAAGAUAGACGGAGUGAGACAGACUUUCCUACAAACAACCGAUGUAAUUGGUACCUUUUGAAAUCUCUUGGAACACAACUCUAAACUGAGUGUAGGAGUCUCUGAUCACAUCUUUAGCCAUAUUUCCAUUGAAUUUCACACUGAUGGAAACUUCUUUGUACCUCACCCUCCUAAUCUCAGGGUUCUACACACCUUCCUCGUGUCUUAUUUGUCAGUAUCACGUCAUAAACAUAAAAAAGACCUGGAUGGAUGCCCAGAGUUACUGCAGAGCACAUUACACUGAUCUGGCUACAGUAGAUGACAUGGAGGACCUGAACAGGCUGAUGACCAGUGUCAGUAGUUCUAAUUACUGGUUCUGGAUCGGACUGAAGAAGGGAGACUCCAUGAAGUGGCACUGGUCUCUGGCAGACAGACGUUUCUACAGAGAGGGGGAGACUGAGUUCAGAAACUGGGACACUGGAACACCCCAAAAUGGCAACUGUGUUUUUAUGAGUACAUCUGGUCUGUGGAACAACACCUCCUGUGAUGACCAGCAUCACUUCAUCUGUUAUGAUGGAAAACAAGACACCAACCAAACAUACGUCUUAAUUCAGGAGAACAGGACCUGGAUAGAUGCUCAGAGUUACUGCAGACAGUAUCACACAGACCUGGUCAGUGUGAGGAACCAGACUGAGAACACAGAGAUAAAUAAGAAGAUAACACUGAGGGGACUUCCUGUGUGGAUCGGUCUGUUUCUAGACUCCUGGAGAUGGUCAGACCAGAGUGACUCCUCAUUCAGAAACUGGUUGCCAGGAUGGCUUUCAACAGAACAGAGAUACAACUGCACUCUCGUGCAUUCUAAUCCUUCUUCUUCAAAUCAUGCUAAAAUGAGAAAUUAUCCCUCUGAUGACACCUUUCCUUUCAUCUGCUCCGCUGUGGAGACCACAAUGACUACAGCGACCACGACUACCCCCUGCCCACGACCACGACUACCCCCUGCUCACGACCACGACUACCCCCAUGCCCCCCACCACGACUACCCCCUGCCCACCACCACGACUACCCCCUGCUCACGACCACGACUACCCCCAUGCCCCCCACCACGACUACCCCCUGCCCACCACCAUAACUACCCCCUGCCCACGACCACAACUACCCCCUGCCCACCACCACGACUACCCCCUGCCCACCACCACGACUACCCCCUGCUCACGACCACGACUACCCCCUGCCCACGACCACGACUACCCCCUGCCCACGACCACGACUACCCCCUGCCCACGACCACAACUACCCCCUGCCCACCACCACGACUACCCCCUGCUCACGACCACGACUACCCCCUGCCCACAACCGCGACUAUCCCCCUGCCCACGACCACGACUACCCCCCUGCCCACAACCACGACUACCCCCUGCCCACGACCACGACUACCCCCUACUACCCCCAUGCCCACGACCAUGACUACCCCCAUGCCCACAACCAAGAAAGCUCAACUGAAGAGACAGGUGGUGAGAGUGAAGAUGACCCCAAAGGAUCAAAAUCUGAACCUCAGAGAUCUUGCUGUUCAGGACGACAUCUUACAAGAGUGGUGGCGUCGUGUCCGGGGGCCGCCACCGAUGGAACCGGGGGUGCCUAAGCCAGUUCGUCUGGCUGUCACGCCGAAGCUGGCUCGAGUGGUUCCUUGCCCCGGUUGGCUCGGAAGGCGCCAAUCCCACGUCAGGCCUCAGUCGGAUCGUCAGGUUUUUCACCCAGCCGGCUCUUCAGGCUGGUACGCCUUCUCCGGAUCAUUGACUUCCCACACCUCAGCGGUAUCGACAGGCCUUCCUGCCUCAGCCAGAUUGUCAAGCUCCUAUGCCUCAGCCGGCUCACCAGACUCUCACGCCUCUGCCGGUUCGUCGGGAUAUCACAUCCAGCCGGCUUGUACCGUGCCCGUGCCUCGGCCAGCCCGUCAGGCUCGCCCAGAAGGAGACUCCAUGAAGUGGAACUGGUCUCUGGCAGACAGACGUUUCUACAGAGAGGGGGAGACUGAGUUCAGAAACUGGGACACUGGGACACCCCAAAAUGGUAACUGUGCUUUAAUGAGUACAUCUGGUCUGUGGAACAACACCUCCUGUGAUGACCAGCAUCACUUCAUCUGUUAUGAUGGAAAACAAGUCACCAACCAAACAUACGUCUUAAUUCAGGAGAACAGGACCUGGAUAGAUGCUCAGAGUUACUGCAGACAGUAUCACACAGACCUGGUCAGUGUGAGGAACCAGACUGUGAACACAGAGAUAGAGAAGAAGAUAUCACUGAGGGGACUUCCUGUGUGGAUCGGUCUGUUUCUAGACUCCUGGAGAUGGUCAGACCAGAGUGACUCCUCAUUCAGAAACUGGCAUUCAGGACGGCCUUCAACAGAUCAGAGACACAACUGCACUCUGGUGUCUUCUUAUCCUUCUUCUGAUUAUUCUAAAUGGAUAAAUCAUCCCUGUGACUACAACUUUCCUUUCAUCUGCUAUGAGGCUCUUCAACUGAAGAGACAGGUGGUGAGAGUGAAGAUGACACAAAGGGAUCAACAUUUGAACCUCAGAGAUCCUGCUGUUCAAGACGCCAUCGUACAAGAGAUAAGGAACAAGCUGAAGGAGCAGGGGUUACCUGCAGACACCAAAGUGACAUGGAAAAAGCAGCCUGAUGGGAAGGUCUUCCACAAGGAGGAAGAGGGGUCUCCCAAGAAAGAAGAGGAGGAGAAGAAGAUGAAGAAGAGGAUGAUGACAAAGAGAGAACUCUAUGUUAAAUGUUCUCCUUACAUUUCUCUUUUUAUUUACAUUAAUAAUCUGUACUGGUCCAGAGUGUCUCAGUUUAACUGAAACAAGUCUUUAUCUGAGAUACAGUUAAUUGUUUUAUCAUACAGAAUAUUGUUUUAUCAUAUAUAUUAUUGUUUUAUCAUAGUAUGUGAUCUUAAGUUACAAAUCUUUAACAUUGUUCAUCGUUUGAAUCUCUUUUGUUAGUUUAUAUAUUAGAACCUAGUUUCAACUGUAGACUUGAUGGUUCAUUUGGAAUAUUAAUAAACAACAUGGUGAGA